CCGGUACGUCUUGGCCCGGCCACAGGCGCAGAGGGUCGUCUCGAGCAGCGCCGUCCCGAUCGGAGGACCCACGGCAGCGGCACCGCUCAAUCGCCCACACAGCCAUGAGGGACAGCAUGCGACUGGCGCUGGCACUACUGCUCACGGCUCUGCUGGUGCUGCCCAGACAUCACGUGACCGCCUCGGAGCCACGUGACCUGAGGUCGGCCGGCAGCGGCGAGAUGCUAUCCGGCGACAUCGACAACUACCUCAGCGAGCUCAAGGAUUUCUACACGAAAGUCGGCAGACCCAGGUUCGGCAAACGCAGCACCCGCGUCCGGCGAUGGCGCACGGUGGCGUCACUUGGUGACGUCAUACACGAGCUGCGCUUCUGAACGCGUGCCGGCAUUGCGGGCGACCGCUCCUCGGCCGCGCGAACAGCUGUGAGCUGAGGAGGACGCCGGUUCGAAUCCCAUCGAGUCGCUGCGACUUUCACGACGGACAGCCGCUGAGAGGGCUAAGGAGAGAAGAUAAAAAGGAGGACGACAGAAGCGCAAGUCGGACAUGGUUGGGAGAUUGGCCGCCAAAACCCAGCUACCCGUGAAAAUCGCCACCGAACCGCGGUUUCUGCUACAACAGUCAUGACCGGAUACUGUAUUGCCUGCUAUGUGAGAGAGCGAGAGGGAGAGAGAGCGAGAGAGAGAGAGAGAGGGAAAGAGAGAGAGAGAGAAAGAGAGAGAGAGAGAGAGAGAGAGAGAGAGAGAGAGAGAGAGAGAGAGAGAGAGAGAGAGAGAGAGAGAGAGAGAGAGAGAGAGAGAGAGAGAGAGAGAAACGCUUCAUCGUCGAUUUUGUCAUCUUUGGAUGUCGACACCGGUGACGUCUCGGUCGGGCCGCCACUGCUGAAAUGUUCUCGAUUUGGUCGGCGGCGCUGUGCGAAUCCUCGUUCUGUCGGAGCUGUCGGCCACCGAAAGGUCGACCAUUCAGUGUCGGACUGAUAUAGUAGCGAGGCUUAAUAUCUGCACAUAUGAGCUGAUGAGAGUAUUCCAAUGGCAUUGUUCUCUUAUUUGCAUAUGAAUAUGAGAUUGAAUGGCCUCAUUCAGACCGCAUUACUUACAUUGAAUGACUCUUAAUAGUUACCAGAAACGCACUGUUCUGAAUCCAGAGGCUGGAGGAAGCAUUAGUGGUAUUUAGAAAUGGUUAUGGUUCACCAGGCUUGUCUAUGCGAACUUAUCACAUAUGCUGCUGGAUAUUACUUAAUGACAUAUUGUUUCUAUAUGUUGUAUUUGCCUAUGUGAUAUAAGUCGUUAUAUUUAUGCUAUCCUACUUUGUAUUAUUUGAUAUUGAAAGGAAAAUAUGUUUACCGUGGUCAUAUGAGGUGCUUCGUUUGCUCGAUGUGAUAUAGUCCAGUUUAAGACAUGAUCGCAACAGGGCGCCCAAAGUUACCAUAGUCAUAGGAGAACAAUGCUGUACACUAGACAUAUAUUUGUUGUUAAUUUCUUCGCAGUUUAGCAUGUGUAGCACGUUAUGUACCUAGUAAUGAUUAAUUGAUUAUCUGUGUUUAAAUAGCACACGUUGUAAUGCAUUUUGCCAUUUUAUGAGUCACAUGUCAUGGACAAAAGGUGUACGGUUAUUGGGCUCAGCAAUGCAUCAGGUUCCCACCAUCCAAACAAUUUUUCUGACGAUUGAAGAUCAGCUCGUACCAAAUAUAAAUAAUGCAGAUGUUUCACCGUGACACAUGAAACAUCUGAGGCUGGCAUGAAACAUUAAGAGUUUAACUGGCUCUGUUCGGGGGCAACCCUGUGCCGACCAGGAUGUCCGUCUUCGCUCGAAAGACGUGCCAACUUCGGCACCAAGUUGCGGCGAGGUUUGAUCGCUCGAGGCUGGAGCUUCUUUAGAAAGUAUUUCUCGCCUCACUCAACCGUUCAGCAGUACGCUUUGAUAGGUGUUGGCUGUAAAAUAUACGUUGAUUUUCAUUUGAUAA
Molecule: messenger RNA, 1960 nt
Organism: Amphibalanus amphitrite
Lineage: Eukaryota; Metazoa; Arthropoda; Thecostraca; Balanomorpha; Balanidae
Product: neuropeptide F-like
Exons: 3
Coding region: 105-374 (89 amino acids)
Source: RefSeq, a predicted model, not a curated record